AUGACUGGUCCACAAAUAGAGGCUAUGGUGUAUGAGACUCCAACAAACGUCAUCAGUAAUGGUCGCUUUUCAGGUUCGGUAGAGAAGGCGAGUACAAUAGUCCCACCCGUCGAAACACCUGCUCCUCCCACUCCAGCGAGCGCUCGACCAACAAUGAGCACAAUGGAGUUCGGAGCUAUUCCACAAAUCAAGCUGCCGAUCUCGAAGAGUAGGAUGGAUGUGAUGAAAGUCGACUUCAAGAGGAAGUAUUUGAAGGCUUUUCCCCAGGAGGACUAG
Molecule: messenger RNA, 276 nt
Organism: Hymenoscyphus albidus
Lineage: Eukaryota; Fungi; Ascomycota; Leotiomycetes; Helotiales; Helotiaceae
Source: the annotation of a GenBank genome assembly